UUUUUUAUGAAUGAAAGAAUCCAACCUCAGAAAGCAGCGGAGUAAUUCCGGGAAAAGGCGGACUGACAUUUUGUCGCCCGAGUCGCUUCGACCCAGCAGAGUGUCUGUAUCUGUGUUGACUGGUGCUUCAGAUCAUGACGACGGAGAGAAACAGCAAAGCCCUGAAGGUGAAGCAGGAAUGCGGUGAGAAUGUGCCCGUCCUGUCGGACAGCGAGCUCAUGUCCCUGUCGGUGCGGGAGCUGAACCUCCACCUGCGCGGCAUGUCGCGCGAUGAGAUCCAGAAGCUGAAGCAGCGCCGGCGCACCUUGAAGAACCGGGGCUACGCCGCCAGCUGCAGGGUCAAGCGAGUGUCUCAGCGCGAGGCCCUGGAGCAGCAGAAGCAGGAGCUCCAGAGAGAAGUGGACAGGCUCGGGGCCGAGAACGCCGGCAUGAGGAAAGAGCUGGAGGGGCUCGGCGCUCGCCUCGCCGCGCUCCAGAGGUUCGCCAGAGGGCUGGAGGCCGGCGGGGGCAACCUGCUGGCCACGGCCCCGCGCCUCAACACCGCCUCAGUCAUCACCAUUGUCAAGAGUCCACCACAACCUCACCCACAGAGAGAACAGGAGCCGUCCUAGAAGCAGCUACUGCAGCCAGACUGGUGGGAGGGACACAACCUGCAAUGCAACUACAUACACACAUACACACACACACACACACACACACACACACACGACAGGAGAACAGGAAUACAACAUUAGUAGGAAAAUACUAAACACUUGCAUUACGCCUCGUUCACAUUAUGACAUGCAGUCAGAGCGGUGUGUAACAUCACCUUGCAGACAACAACUAUGCUCAGUUUUCCCCAAGUAAGGGCCAGGAGCAGCUGGAAAAACUGAGUCCCACUGUUCUCUACUUAAUGCUGCUUUUAUAACACUUCAGCUUAGUUGACAGAUUUGUGCUUUUUUUUAUUUUUAAAAAAGCCUCUCAAAGUUUGUUCAGAAAGAAACAUGCGGCAGGUUUAAUGUGAGCGAGGCGUAGAGCGCUGACACACCCACAAAACCCAGACAGAACACACACACACAUACGCACACACAUACAUACACGUGCAACAAAACCCUCACACUCUCCCCCUGCCCCCUCGACCCACACGGGAGGGGGGGCGUUGACAUUGACUCAAGUGGACUAAAUGACUGAAGCCAGACCAACCCAAACCACAGUUACUGUACAUCGUCACUGCUCAGCAAGUCCAGCGGUGAUGCCGGGGGGCCGAAGCUUUGCUCCGCUUCUGUGUUUUUUUGUUUUUUUUACAGCACCUGACAGCAAAACUCAAAGGGUGGAGCGGACGUAUGCACGGCCUCCUCCACCCCCUACAAGCAUCUGCACUCCUGGUACAUUUGUAGUGUGACAUUACUGGUUGUUUAAGUAGAGUUUCUCAACCUCUGUAAUUGAUAAGCAGGCGGGGGAUCACGGGGAGAUCUGUAAAGACUAAUAUAUGAUGAUCUUUUUGAGUUUGGAAAGGAGUCAGAGCUUCCCACAUGCUCAGAUUUUCAUGUGACAGCUCUCUAACUACUUCAUGAGUCAUCACAGACACAGUCCUGGAAAAAGGUUGAGAAACGCUACAUUAGCACAUCACUAAUUCCUUUUUUUUUAAAAAGAUGUCCAUUCAGAGAAAUUCUUUGU
Molecule: messenger RNA, 1656 nt
Organism: Scomber scombrus (Atlantic mackerel)
Lineage: Eukaryota; Metazoa; Chordata; Actinopteri; Scombriformes; Scombridae
Gene: maff
Product: v-maf avian musculoaponeurotic fibrosarcoma oncogene homolog F
Exons: 3
Coding region: 135-611 (158 amino acids)
Biological process (GO): regulation of transcription by RNA polymerase II; regulation of epidermal cell differentiation
Cellular component (GO): nucleus
Molecular function (GO): RNA polymerase II cis-regulatory region sequence-specific DNA binding; DNA-binding transcription factor activity, RNA polymerase II-specific
Source: RefSeq, a predicted model, not a curated record